Solanum dulcamara is the source of this 533-nucleotide messenger RNA. Its product is annotated as defensin Ec-AMP-D2-like. The record is from RefSeq and is a predicted model, not a curated record. Gene Ontology annotation, biological process: defense response. The coding region runs from base 78 to 308 and encodes 76 amino acids. Lineage: Eukaryota; Viridiplantae; Streptophyta; Magnoliopsida; Solanales; Solanaceae. The transcript has 2 exons.
ACCUACCAUAUGUUCCUCACAAUUAUUAUUUUUUUGCCUUCAACAACUUUCAUCCAUUCUUUUUAGUGACAAAAAAAAUGAUGGGGCGCUGUAUGCGUUUGUUUGCAACUAUGUUACUCUUGCUUAUGGUUCUCUUUGCCACUGAGAUGGAGCCGGCGGAGGCAAGGACUUGCCAGUCGUUGAGCCAUCGGUUCAAAGGUUUGUGCGUGAGAAGUAGCAAUUGUGCUUCUAUUUGCAAUACUGAGGGCUUCCCUGAUGGAAAAUGCCAAGGCUUGCGACGCCGUUGCUUUUGUUCACGACACUGUUAAAAUAUCUAUCUAUAUCUAUAUCUAUCGAAUAACGUGCACUACUGUAUUAAGUAUUGUUACUGUUGAAUGUAACUUUUUUUUUUUUGAAGUAUUAAUUUGGUCAUGUUAAAACUACUUGUAUUUGUUGUUCUUAUGGAGAUCCUUGUUUUUUUGUUUGUUUGAAAUAUGUGUGAUCAUCUCAAACUUAAAUUAUCAGAGUGAAUAAAUUUUUAUUACUUAAUUAUA